GCACCUGAUUUGUGAAUGAAAUAGUAGCAGUGAAAGUAACAAAUAUCCUCUGCUGGAGCGGACUGUGGAACAACAUGAAAUACAUUAUAGGUAUCGGCGGUGUGACCAACGGUGGAAAAACCACUUUGACCAACAAAAUUCGCUACAUCUUACCCAACUGCUGUGUGGUACAUCAGGAUGACUUUUACAAGCCACCAGAUCAAAUAGAAGUCGGGGAAGAUGGAUUUAAACAAUGGGAUGUGAUCACAGCCCUCGACAUGGAGGCGAUGAUGAGUACUGUCAACGCCUGGAUUGAAAACCCAGUAAAGUUUGCCCGAUCGCAUGGAGUGAACGUCACUCCAGUCUCCGAUGAGCUGAGCGAUCCAGAGAAAGAAGUGCACAUUUUGAUAGUGGAAGGGUUCCUCUUGUAUAACUACAGGCCAUUGAAUGAAAUAUUUGAUCACAGUUAUUUCUUAUCCCUUCCAUAUGAAGAAUGCAAAAGGAGAAGGAGUACAAGGAAUUAUACAGUUCCUGAUCCACCUGGUUUGUUUGAUGGACAUGUGUGGCCAAUGUACUUGAAACACAAGAAAGAGAUGGAGGCUAACAAUGUUAAUGUUGUGUAUCUGAAUGGAAUGAAAUCAAAGGAGGAAAUCUAUCAACAAGUGUAUGAAGAGAUUCAAAACCAAAUCCUGAAUUAUUCAUAGGCUCUGGACUGAAGACUAAAUUGGGAAAACAAGUUGAAGAUGUAAAUAGUUGAAUGUCUCUGGAAAUGUUUGGUCCAUAAAUGUCAGCAUUAAGUUUAUAUGUUUUGACUUUGCAUUAAUUUUCUGUACAUAACUGGACAUAAGUUUGAAUAAUUUAAAUGGCAGUUCUGGUGUUUUGAGAACUAAGUAUAAUUUUUUUAUCAGAUGUGUGUACGAUGUUAACUUUUUAAACUCUUAAAUGUACAUUUUUUAUGAAUUGUAAAAAUCUAAAGUAUCUGUUAAUAGGGUACUUCAUGAUACUCUGUAUUGUCAUAGUACUGUAAUCUUCUGCCUCCUAUCUAUAUCAGCUUUCCUAUUUCUUUGACUUGCACUAUAUCUAGAAUUUUUUAAAAUCCUACAUAAUUAAUAUUUCUCUAUAAUACAAAACAUUUAGUGAUGCCUUGGAUAAGAGAGAAAGUGGAAACCUGUUUUAAUAUAGCUUACAUUUAUAUGUGAUCUUCAUCAUGUACCAUGAGCUGCUACAGGACUGAAGCAAGUUGUGAUCUUCUGCCAUGACCAAAAUGCAUUCUGUUCUCAAGUUUUGUUGUUCUUUAAAGUCAUUGUACACCUUUUUAAUAGAUGCUACACUGUUAGCCGAGCACCAGGAUUCUCUGUUGCCAGCACGUUUAAAGGUAAUAUUGAUAGAGGUGGAAAAAAAAAUUAAAUGGGAUCAAGAGUAA
Molecule: messenger RNA, 1402 nt
Organism: Chiloscyllium plagiosum (whitespotted bambooshark)
Lineage: Eukaryota; Metazoa; Chordata; Chondrichthyes; Orectolobiformes; Hemiscylliidae
Gene: mibp
Product: muscle-specific beta 1 integrin binding protein
Source: RefSeq, a predicted model, not a curated record